Molecule: messenger RNA, 468 nt
Organism: Malassezia globosa CBS 7966
Lineage: Eukaryota; Fungi; Basidiomycota; Malasseziomycetes; Malasseziales; Malasseziaceae
Exons: 1
Coding region: 1-468 (155 amino acids)
Biological process (GO): regulation of transcription by RNA polymerase II
Cellular component (GO): mediator complex; core mediator complex
Molecular function (GO): transcription coregulator activity
Source: RefSeq, a predicted model, not a curated record
AUGGCGCGUGGAAGCGUGCUGGCAGCCGGCACGGCCACGCAAUAUGUCGAAACUCCUGUCCGACCCCACUCCUCUAGGGUUCGUAUUAUGCUCCACACUGCCACCGGGGCAACUGAGCUGGAUCCUGAACGAGUAGCAAAUCAACAGCGCUUUUCGCGCGAUCUUGAGUUUCUCUCGGCGCUAAGCAAUCCAUACUAUUUACAUCAGUUAUCGCAGCAAGGCUACUUUGAAGACGAAGCGUUUCUGCAUUACCUCGAGUAUCUUGACUACUUUCGUGCGCCGCGUUACGUCAAGUACCUCACAUACCCGCAGUCGCUGUACUUUCUUGACCUUCUGAAGCAUGAGGCAUUUCGCUCCGCUGUCGCAGACUCUGCUUGGCCCCACGAUACUGCAGCGCGUCAAAUGGCCCAUUGGGCUACGUGGCGCGAUCCCGUCAAUGUUUCAUUCGGCAGUCCCCCGCGCGAAUGA